Messenger RNA from Aspergillus steynii IBT 23096, 1397 nucleotides. RefSeq names its product MBL fold metallo-hydrolase. Gene Ontology annotation, molecular function: transferase activity. Lineage: Eukaryota; Fungi; Ascomycota; Eurotiomycetes; Eurotiales; Aspergillaceae. The transcript is spliced from 4 exons. The record is from RefSeq and is a predicted model, not a curated record. The coding region runs from base 164 to 1183 and encodes 339 amino acids.
CUGCUUGUCCGUGAACAAUCGGAUUCCCGACCCGAAUAGGGAAAACCCCCUUCGAGUGACAUCAUCACCUCAGUAUAGAUCUACUAAAGCACCAAAUCCCCCUCACAACCGACAGCCAUACGUCUCGAAAUCCGCACUGCUAACUCUUCGCUCCGCAUCCGCCAUGCUCGCUGAAAUCGACACCCUCGAAAUCCACGUCCUCGUCAACGACGAGCUGGAUCCCAUCUCGCCGAGCCCGAAUCCCGCCGUGCAGGUCGCCAGCCGGUUCAUGGGCAUCCCACUCAGUCCGCUAGACCCUGCCUCCGAGCGAGGCGGCGCGCAGAUGGAAAUGCGCAUGGAUAAUAUCUGCUGUGCGGCGCACGGCAUUUCCCUGCUGCUUAUUGCCACCAAAGGCGACAAGAAGCACGUUCUGCUCUUCGACGCCGGGCCCGAAGGCGACGUCUGGGAGCGGAACUCUGCGCGCUUGCGAGCAGAGGUCGGGCGCAUCGAGCACGUUGCUCUGUCGCAUUAUCAUCGGGAUCACUCGGGUGGUCUAACCCGGGCAAUCGAACUGAUCAACGCCAGCAAACUCGCCACCGGAGGAACGGGGACGGCGGUCGUGGUGGACGUGCACCCCGACCGACCAGCCUAUCGAGGCGUGCAAGCCGACCGCCCGAUUUCUCUCGAGGCGGACCCGUCGUUCGAAGAGCUCGAAGCCGCCGGAGCGACCCUGGUCAAGAGUGACCGGGCGCAUACGGUGCUGGAUGAUUUCUUCCUGGUCUCGGGCGAGAUUCCGCGCGACACGACCUACGAGGAUGGCAUCUACGGCGGGAUCCGGUUCAACGAGGGCACGGGGCAGUGGGAGGAGGAUACGCUGAUCAUGGAGGAGCGCUACGUGAUGUGUAAUAUCAAAGGGAAGGGGCUUGUGGUCUUCACGGGCUGUGGCCAUGCCGGGGUGGUGAAUACGUGCCGGGACGCGGUUAAGCUCGGAAACGGCAGUUCGUUGUACUGCGUUGUGGGCGGGUAUCAUUUGGCAGAUGCCGACGAUGCCAAGUUAAAUGCGACGAUGGGGGAUUUGAAAAAGCUGGAUCCGAAGGUCUUGCUUACCGGUCAUUGCACGGGGUGGCGGUUCAAGUGUGUUAUUGCAAGAGAUAUACCGAAUUGUCUCGUGCCGUGUUUCUCGGGGAGCAAAUACACUUUGUAAGGUUGAACGGAGGUCAGGGAAUGCGUAUAAGGGUGAUUGAUUUGCAAAGCUAUGUGGUCAGGAGUGAGUGGAGUCUUUCUUUCUUUCUUUCUUUUUUUUUUCCCUCUCUGGUCCGAGGACAUUGUAUACCGAAUCUCGACAUGUGUGUAUUCACCGCAUGCAAACACGCCACAGGCUCAGGGAUUGCAAAGAAAGUGACCGGGGCCUAAGGCUU